CCUGCUCGACCUUUGAAAUGGGAGGCAGAGAAUCUGGUUCUUGUAGGGGUCCCCGUCGGGAAGACUUGCAGAGGUGGUAGCAAUGCUCUCGAGCACCCAGGUGGCGGCAGCGGAAGGUGACCAAGCGGACCUGCGGUGCCGUGUGGCGGUGGAGGAGCUGAGCCCAGGAGGGCAGCCACGGAAACGCCAGACCUUACGCACUGCGGAGCUGAGUCUGGGUCGAAACGAGCGCCGUGAGUUGAUGCUGCGGCUGCAGGCUCCGGGACCAGCCGGGCAGCCGCGCUGCUUCCCCCUGCGCGCCGCGCGUCUCUUCACACGGUUCGCCGCGUCGGGGCGCAGUACGUUGAGGCUCCCAGCAGACGCCGUUCCCCGGGCGGGCGCCGUGCAGCUGCUGCUCUCCGACUGCCCCCCAGACCGCCUGCGGCGUUUCUUGCGCAUGCUGCGUCUGAAGCUGGCUGCGGACCCAGGUCCCGGGCCUGCCUCCGCCCGCGCGAAGCUGCUCAACCCUCGCCCCCGCGACUUCGUCACCAUCAGCCCAGUGCAGCCGGAGGAGCUGCGGCGUGUGGCAGCAACCCGGAUUCUGGACACCACGCUGGCCAAGCAGCCGAUGGAACCCGGGACUGGAGCCAAGCCCAGCAUGGAAGCCCCAAGGUGGCCUUUGCCUGUGAAGAAGCUGAGCUUGCUCCCCACCAAGACACAGCUUUCUGAGGAACAGGCUGCAGUGCUGAAGGUUGUCCUAAAAGGCCAGAGCAUUUUCUUCACUGGGAGCGCAGGGACUGGGAAGUCAUAUCUGCUGAAGCGGAUCCUGGGCUCACUGCCCCCCACAGGCACAGUGGCCACUGCUAGCACUGGGGUGGCAGCCUGCCACAUUGGGGGCACUACCCUCCAUGCUUUUGCAGGCAUCGGCUCAGGCAAGGCUCCCCUGGCCCAGUGUGUGGCUCUGGCACAGCGGCCGGGCGUGCGGCAGGCCUGGCUGAACUGCCAGAGGCUGAUCAUUGACGAGAUCUCCAUGGUGGAGGCAGACUUGUUUGAUAAGCUGGAGGCUGUGGCCAGAGCUGUCCGCCAGCAGAACAAGCCCUUUGGAGGGAUCCAGCUCAUUAUCUGUGGGGACUUCCUGCAGUUGCCACCAGUGACCAAGGGCUCCCAACUCCCUCAGUUCUGCUUCCAGGCCAAGAGCUGGAAGAGAUGUGUGCCAGUGACCCUGGAGCUGACUGAAGUGUGGAGGCAGGCGGACAAGACCUUCAUCUCUCUGUUGCAGGCUGUGAGGCUGGGCAGGUGCUCUGAUGAGGUGACCCGCCAGCUCAGGGCCACAGCUGCCCACAAGAUAGGGCGAGACGGAAUUGUGGCCACAAGGCUCUGCACCCACCAGGAUGACGUGGCCCUCACCAAUGAGAAACGGCUGCAGGAGCUGCCAGGUGAGGUACAUAGCUUUGAGGCUAUGGAUAGCAACCCUGAGUUAGCCAGGACCCUGGAUGCCCAGUGUCCUGUUGGUCGGCUCCUUCAGCUAAAGCUGGGGGCCCAGGUGAUGCUGGUGAAGAAUUUAGCUGUGUCCAGGGGCCUGGUGAACGGCGCCCGAGGUGUAGUAGUCGGGUUCGAGACUGAAGGGAGAGGGCUGCCCCGAGUGCGCUUCCUGUGUGGAGUCACUGAGGUCAUCCAUGCUGACCGUUGGACAGUUCAGGCCACUGGGGGCCAGCUCCUCAGUCGCCAGCAGCUGCCCCUCCAGCUGGCCUGGGCGAUAUCCAUCCACAAGAGCCAGGGCAUGUCUCUAGAUUGUGUGGAGAUCUCUCUGGGACGUGUGUUUGCCAGCGGUCAAGCCUAUGUGGCCCUUUCCCGGGCCCGCAGCCUACAGGGCCUGCGUGUACUAGACUUUGACCCCAUGGUGGUUCACUGUGACCCCCGUGUGCUGCACUACUAUGCCACCCUGCGGCGGAGCAGAGACCUCCAUCUGGAGUCUCCAAAUGAUGAAGAUGCAGCCUCGGACCAGGAGAACAUGGACCCAAACCUCUGAGCCUCUGCU
Molecule: messenger RNA, 2017 nt
Organism: Marmota flaviventris (yellow-bellied marmot)
Lineage: Eukaryota; Metazoa; Chordata; Mammalia; Rodentia; Sciuridae
Source: RefSeq, a predicted model, not a curated record